Molecule: messenger RNA, 1767 nt
Organism: Cannabis sativa
Lineage: Eukaryota; Viridiplantae; Streptophyta; Magnoliopsida; Rosales; Cannabaceae
Product: probable protein phosphatase 2C 2
Exons: 2
Coding region: 202-1365 (387 amino acids)
Biological process (GO): protein dephosphorylation
Molecular function (GO): protein serine/threonine phosphatase activity; cation binding
Source: RefSeq, a predicted model, not a curated record
GGCCUUUCCAAUUUCGCGCAUUAAUUAAAAAAUCGUGCGAUAUAUUAUUUCCCGUUAGAUUCACAAGCGAACCCAACCAGAGAAAAAAAAAAAAAAAACCCAAAAGAAAGAACACAAAAAAACUAAAGAAAACCCUAAUAUUUGGUUUUCCCCUUGUUUGAAUCUGAGAAACCCUAAUUUUGAUUCUUUGCGAGUUUGGAGAUGAUCGUGAGGCAAAAGAUGGUGGUCCAGGCGGAGAUCAUAUGCCCUCAGAGCAGCAGUAUCCCGGUGCUCGAUAAGUACCAUCUUCGUGUUCCUGCGCAAGAACUCGUUGAAUUGUCUUCUUCGCCUCCGCCACCGGCUUCCGAAAUCGUCACCUUGGAAUCGGUUGCUAAUUGUUCGGAAACUAUUCAAGGUGAUAUUGUUGAGACUUCUUCUAUAGUCAAGUUUGUUCCAAACAUUCGUUCAGGUAGUCAUGCUGAUAUUGGACCAAGAGAUUCCAUGGAUGAUGAACACAUCUGCAUUGAUGAUCUAUCUGGCCACCUUGGAUCUCAAUUUCGUUGUCCAAUGCCAAGUGCUUUUUAUGCUGUGUUUGAUGGGCAUGGGGGUCCCGAAGCAGCUGCAUACAUCAAGAGGAAUGCUAUGAGGUUAUUUUUUGAAGAUUCCGAGUUGCCACAAACGACAGACAUCGAUGAAGUUUUCUUAAACGAGUUGGAAAAUUCUCACAGGAAAGCAUUUUUGCUCGCAGACCUUGCGUUAGCCGAAGAAACUAGUGUUAACAGUUCGUGCGGAACCACAGCAUUGACUGCCCUACUGCUUGGAUCCCACUUGCUAGUUGCCAAUGCAGGUGACUGCCGAGCAGUACUUUGUAGAAAUGGAGUGGCAGUUGAGAUGUCUCAAGAUCAUAAGCCUUCUUUCUCGCCAGAACGUAAGCGAGUUGAAGAGUUGGGUGGUUAUAUUGAUGAUGGUUAUCUCAAUGGUUACUUAUCAGUCACACGAGCUUUAGGGGACUGGGACCUGAAAUUCCCACUCGGUUCAGCAACACCACUCAUUGCAGAGCCUGAUGUUCAACAGGUUGUGUUAACAGAAGAUGACGAAUUUUUGAUCAUUGGCUGUGAUGGAAUCUGGGACGUUAUGUCAAGCCAAUACGCAGUCAGUCUCGUCCGUCGUGGACUGAGGAGACACGAUGACCCAAAGCAGUGUGCUAGGGACCUUGUCAAUGAAGCAUUACAACUAAACACAUCAGAUAAUCUAACUGCAAUAGUCAUCUGCUUUUCAUCCCCAUCUCGAGUAUACGAGCCAGCUCCUCGACGAUCAAGGUUUAGACCGUGCAAUCUUUCUGAAGACGCCCGAAGAAGGUUGAAAAGCCUACUCGAAGGCAAUUAAGUGUCAAUCUAAUAAUAAUGAAAAAAAAAAUAGAAGGCAAUUGAAUGUGUGUGAAUACAUAUUUUUGUUAUUACAGAUAUUCUUUCUACAGGGAAUUAUAUCUGUCUGUUUGUGGCUGUUUCAGAUGACAUAAGAAAAAACAGCCAUCAGUUUUGAGUAGAGAGUAGAAUAAAAAAUCUAGGCUUGUCCAAUCUUUAAAGAAUGUUGGGUAUAAAUUUAGGCUAUCGAGAGAGAGUAUGUUAACUUGUUGGAAACUUAGUAUCAUUAUUAUUCUUAUUUUUCAUUAGUAAAUUGGAUUCUUGGCCUUGACAUUGAUCUUGGUCUUCACCAUUGCUGAUAAUUGUAUUAAAACUACUUCAGUGUUGUUGGUAUUAAUAUGAUCAAAUUUCCAUUGUUAUUAAA